UUAUUAUUGUUGUAAGUUGCAUUGUUGUUGUUUAAAUAUUUUCGAUCUGCUCCUUUUGCGUUGCAAAAAAGCAUGGUUGCACGACUAUUACUUUUCUGUUACAAUUUUCCCCCUGGUAAGGAUGACCAAGGGAGGAAUGUUAAUAAAAAUUAUUGUUAUCGCUACCAUCAUUCAUCGGAUUGUUUAUGUAAAGUAUUUCGCAAGGAAAGAUACUUAAGAAAAUGGACAAUGAUUCUGCUACUCUGCCAAUCAAAUGUGCUGGCUGUUUUAAACGAAUCAGAAGUCGAUAUUUCGUUGAAGCACUUAACAAGCCAUGGCAUGAACGUUGCUUGACGUGCGAUGUAUGCAAUGAAAUCUUGUUCAGCUUUGGUAAAACGUUUUACUAUAAACAUUAUAAAAAGCUAUGUCGCUGGGACUACAUGAGGCUGUACGUUCGUGGUGGUACCUGUUCCAUGUGCGCCUGCGCAAUCCCAUCAACAGAAAAAGCUUUGAAAUUUAAAAACAACACAAACUACCAUGUAAAGUGUUUCUCAUGUGUAGUCUGUCGUUACAAAUUCUCCAAAGGGGAUGUUGUUUAUAUACCACAACCAACAAUGGUACUGUGUCACCAACAUGGGAUAGAAUACAAUUUUCUUUGCUCUUUGAGCUCAGUCACAUCAUUGUUACAUCCUAAAUCAUGCUGACAAAGCUAUACCUCAAAGCAACAACUACUCUCACGGACCAGAAAUAUUUGUGAAUACGCAUUUUUUUCAAAAUAAAGCAGGGCCUGGUUUUAUCCCAAUUGAUUUUAUUGCAAUUGACACCUUCGUUUGAUCCUGCUGUGAAGGGAGUGACCAUUCCGUGGAUAAGUUUUUACUUUUACUGCGUAUUACAAUAUGUUUAAACGAAGUAGAAAGAAACAGUCGCUAUCUUUCCUUUCCACACAAUCGUAGAGAGUAGAGAGAAAUUGUAGCACCAGCUCUCAUACAGACGUUUUUGCACAUAUUUUGCUCCUUUCAUUAUGUUUAACAAAAUAAUUACCCAUGUUUUGUUUCUGGAUAGCAAGUAAGGCAAAGAAAAUUUAUGUUAGCUAGCCCAGAACUCCAAUGUUAGCUAGCCUCGAACUCCAACGUUGUAAAACAAUUAGUAAAAGUAGUUUUUCUUUUAUCUUUUCGGAUGGAGAAAUAUGGUCGGAAAAAGUACCAGAAUAAGGUUAUCAGACCUAGGGGUACAUACCAACUUAUAGAAUCCUUACUUUUGUAAUCUGUCAUUUCAGAUGACAUCUUAAUCUAGAGUAAGUACAGAAAAAAAAAUUAAUCGUCAGCACAAUGAUGCGACAGCACACUAAUCUUAGUUUAUUUUUUUAGUUUUGCUUUGUUUUUAGCAAAAAAAAUUGUGAUGGAAAGGGAUUUAAUUUCAAAACUGUUUAUGGAAAUACAUUAUCAUUUAUUA
Molecule: messenger RNA, 1431 nt
Organism: Hydractinia symbiolongicarpus
Lineage: Eukaryota; Metazoa; Cnidaria; Hydrozoa; Anthoathecata; Hydractiniidae
Product: LIM domain only protein 3-like
Exons: 3
Coding region: 222-683 (153 amino acids)
Biological process (GO): positive regulation of transcription by RNA polymerase II
Cellular component (GO): nucleus
Molecular function (GO): transcription coactivator activity; DNA-binding transcription factor binding
Source: RefSeq, a predicted model, not a curated record